AAAGUUGACACAAUCUUUUAAUCAGCUUAUUUUAAGUGUACAUUAUAGUCAAGCAGAGAUCAUGACAUUGUAGAUUGUUUUAAGCUACUGUCGCAGAUUUGCUGUAACAUUAGCAUCAUCAGUACACAACCUCAUUUAGAUCGUUUAAAAUACACAAUCAAAUAAUUCAUUCAUUUACUACAGGGUCAAACUUAUAUGUAGUGAUGUGUAAACAGCAGUCCAGUGAAAACAUCUGUAGGAUAUGUGAGUACACUGGUACAUCUUUUGUAGACUGCUAUCAUCUUGCAACCAUUGUCGUGACAGCAUUUAUAUUGCGAGUCUGAGCAGCUGGAACACCAACAGAACAGCCCACCUCUUUACGUAGAGACCAGUCUUACUGGAGCACAGUGCAGUUACAGACAUUGCAGCCGUGCAGCCAUACUGUACACACAAAGAUGAUCUUCACCUUGAUAACAGCUUUGAUCUUUACCUGCAGUUUGAUCUCUGUCUCUGUUUUGGAGUUCAACACUGUGGAGGUCCAGCCUGGUGAACAGGUCACACUCAUGUGCUCCAACUUUACCAAUUUAUACUCUCACAUAUUCUGGUUCAGACUGACCAGCAGAGCCAGCAUCGGCUACAUCUCCUCUAUGACGACCCCUGAUACCAAAGCUUUGCUCCGUGAUGGAUUUCAAAAUGGCAAAUUUAAUAUGACCUCCAACACCACUACUAUCUUUCUCACCAUCCAACCAGUGGAUGUGUCUGACUCUGGACUGUAUUUCUGUGGAAUUUCCCCAGAUGGGAAAUCAGUAAUUGACAGUGCAACAUAUCUAAAUGUUCAAGAAUGUCCUCAUGAAACAACGAGCCUGAGUGUGAUCCUGGGUGCUCUGAAUGUUUCCCUCAUCAUCAUUGUCACUGCUAUGACUGUCAGAAUCUGCAAACUUCAGACAGCUGAUGGUGAAGAACAGAAUCCACAACAGAGUGAGAGCUUGGACUCUGAUGACCUGAAAGCCGCAGCGCUGAGUUUGUACCCAGCAUCAAUAAGAAGCAGAAGGCCUGCAUCACACAGAGAAGUGGAGACCCGUGUGAUGUAUGCGGCCAGCAGAUAGUUAACAUCUGUCUGCAGCUGUGGAGGA
Epinephelus fuscoguttatus (brown-marbled grouper) is the source of this 1112-nucleotide messenger RNA. RefSeq lists its product as uncharacterized. Bases 435 to 1085 code for a protein of 216 amino acids. The record is from RefSeq and is a predicted model, not a curated record. The transcript has 5 exons. Gene Ontology annotation, biological process: response to bacterium. NCBI's taxonomy places the organism in Eukaryota, Metazoa, Chordata, Actinopteri, Perciformes, Serranidae.